CCGGCGGCGGGGGCGGGCGGCGGGAGGCGGCGGAGCGCGGAGCCUGAGCCCGGCCGGGCCGAGCGCAGCGCAGCGGGCCGGGGAGAGGCUGGCGCGCCCGCGGCCCCGCGAAUCCUCUGUCAUCCGCCCCGGCGGGCCGCCCCGGCGCGGGUGAAGCAUGGAGCUGCGUGUGGGGAAUAAGUACCGCCUGGGCCGAAAGAUCGGCAGCGGGUCCUUCGGAGACAUCUACUUGGGUGCCAACAUUGCUUCUGGUGAGGAAGUAGCCAUCAAGCUCGAAUGUGUGAAAACAAAGCACCCGCAGCUCCACAUUGAGAGCAAGUUCUACAAGAUGAUGCAGGGAGGAGUGGGCAUCCCGUCCAUCAAAUGGUGCGGGGCCGAGGGUGACUACAAUGUGAUGGUCAUGGAGCUGCUGGGGCCCAGUCUCGAGGACCUCUUCAACUUCUGCUCCCGAAAGUUCAGCCUCAAGACGGUGCUGCUGCUAGCCGACCAGAUGAUCAGCCGUAUCGAGUACAUCCACUCCAAGAACUUCAUCCAUCGGGACGUGAAGCCGGAUAACUUCCUCAUGGGCCUGGGGAAGAAAGGCAACCUGGUCUACAUCAUUGACUUCGGCCUGGCCAAGAAAUACCGUGAUGCCCGCACCCACCAGCAUAUCCCCUACCGGGAAAACAAGAACCUGACUGGCACUGCCCGCUAUGCCUCCAUUAACACCCACCUGGGCAUCGAGCAAAGCCGUCGAGAUGACCUGGAGAGCUUGGGCUACGUGCUCAUGUAUUUCAACCUGGGCUCCCUGCCCUGGCAGGGUCUCAAAGCAGCCACCAAACGUCAGAAGUAUGAACGUAUCAGUGAGAAGAAGAUGUCGACGCCCAUUGAGGUCCUCUGCAAAGGCUACCCCUCUGAGUUCUCAACAUACCUCAACUUCUGCCGCUCCCUGCGGUUCGAUGACAAGCCCGACUACUCCUACCUGCGCCAGCUCUUCCGCAACCUCUUUCACCGGCAGGGUUUCUCCUACGACUACGUCUUCGACUGGAACAUGCUCAAAUUCGGUGCAGCCCGGAAUCCCGAGGACGUAGACCGGGAGCGACGAGAACACGAACGGGAAGAGAGGAUGGGGCAGUUGCGGGGGUCCGCGACCAGAGCCCUGCCCCCUGGCCCACCUACGGGGGCCACCGCCAACCGACUCCGAAGUGCAGCCGAGCCUGUGGCUUCCACCCCAGCCUCCCGCAUCCAACAGGCUGGCAAUACUUCUCCCAGAGCAAUCUCACGGGCCGACCGGGAGAGGAAGGUGAGCAUGAGACUCCACAGAGGUGCGCCUGCCAAUGUCUCGUCUUCAGACCUCACCGGGCGGCAAGAGGUCUCCCGGAUUUCAGCCUCACAGACAAGCGUGCCAUUUGACCAUCUUGGGAAAUGAGGAGAGCUGCCACGGUCCAGUGUUUGCUUAGUGUCUUCACUGCAUCUUCUUAGAAACAAAAUGAAACAAAGGACAGAACGAACCAACCGCUCAAAUGAACAGAAAGGAGAAAACAACACACAACCCAGCACAAAGUCGACAAUGGAUUUUGUUUCUUUGAUUUAUUUUUCCAAUGGCAAAAAGACAAGAUGUCCUAUCACUGAGGAUUCCUGUCCCCCUCCCCUUGCCCGACCCAAAGGCUGCCAACACUCCAAUAAUGACAUCGGAUCAUACUCCAGCCACCUGUUCCCACCACCACCCACCACGUGCCGGGUAGCCGUAGGAGGUGCCUGAAGAAUUUGCAUCAGGGAGUGGUUUGGCCGGUCAAAGACAAGUCCCUUGAGAUUUCAUGAGCCUCAGAUUCAAGGAGACAUGCACAGCUGCAGUCCCUUGGCAGUGACAAUGGCCAGCUUCGUAUUGGGCAUUCCCAGAGUCCCCCUAAGUAUCCUGGUCCCCCUCCGUCUCCCCCUCCCAUCACCUCUCUGCAGAGACCUUGAGAGGGCUGUGAGGUGGUGGGCCAUGAUGCCUUGUGCAUGUGUGAGUGUGUGAGUGUGUGUGAGUGUGUGUGUGACCUGUAUUUUCCAGAGCGGCAGGUGGGCUGCCACGCCUACCUAGCCAAGUUUCUGUUCUCGUCCCCCUGAAGUCAAGGUGGGGUGGACAAUGACCUCCACAUCCCUCAGGGCAUAGAGUCCUUGCCACCACCUGUCCCCGGAUGCCAGUGCGUGGCAGCCCCAUCUUCCAUAUCUGAUCUUAGGGCAAGUUCACGGAGUCUGCUCCCAAAUGGCUUCGGCUCUGACUUACCAGUUAGUCCCCUGGUCCUGACAGUCACCUGUGGUCACCCCUCUUCCCAGGCCUGACUUCUGAGUAGGACCCUGGGUCAGGGUUAAGUGUUGAAUUUACCCUUCCUGGUUAACACCUGGUUUUUAACUUUAUUUUAUCUUUGUUUGUUUUCUCGGUGUGUGUAUUUCCUAAUUUAUUUACCUCUUUUUCCCUUUCUUUUUUUUAAUUAAAGAGCAAAACUUUUUAUUACUUUGUAAUUUAAAAAACUGAAAAAAAAAUUACUGAAGAACUUUGGGGGGAAUUUUGUACUUUUUCCUGUGUAAAUAUUGGACUUUUUUGAGCUUUAUUGUGGUUGUUAAUUUGAAGUAAUAAAGUAGAAAAGGACA
Molecule: messenger RNA, 2613 nt
Organism: Chionomys nivalis (European snow vole)
Lineage: Eukaryota; Metazoa; Chordata; Mammalia; Rodentia; Cricetidae
Gene: Csnk1e
Product: casein kinase 1 epsilon
Exons: 11
Coding region: 158-1408 (416 amino acids)
Biological process (GO): peptidyl-serine phosphorylation; endocytosis; signal transduction
Cellular component (GO): cytoplasm; nucleus
Molecular function (GO): protein serine/threonine kinase activity; ATP binding
Source: RefSeq, a predicted model, not a curated record